AUGCAACCUCCCGUCACGCCGCCGGUAGCCGCCGGAGCAGCGACCCCGGCUCCGCCACCAGCCAUCUACUCCCAGCCGUCACCAUCACCAUUAGCAAUCGCAUCGGCAAAGACAGGGAGGCGGCAGCUGCUGGUGUCGUCGGGUCUGCUCCUCGCGGCCAGCAGCAGUGGCAGUACCGCCGCCGGCGCGCGGGCUGCAGGAGAGGAGGCGGGAGCUUUGGCAGGGUACAGUGGGCCGCCGCCGGUGGUGACGGAGGCGGAGCGCGCGGCCAGCGUGGCCUUGUCGCGGCGCGUCGGGGAGGCCGUGGGGCUGCUGGAGCGCGGGCGGGAGCUGCAGGCGCGCGGGGAGUUCCCGCAGGCGCUGGCGUCGUUCACGCGCGUGGUGCGGGAGUACGCUGACCUGGCGCUGUCGGAGUACGCGCGGGUGGGGCGGGCGCUGGUGCUUUACGAGAUCGGCGACCGCGACGAGUCCAUCGCCGAGAUGGAGGACGUCUCCAUCGCGCUCAAGGGAUACCCAGAGAUCCACGCGGCCCUGGCGGCGGCGCUUUACGCGGACAAGCACGCGGCGCUGCUGGCGGAGAACCAGUUCGCCAUCGCGACGCUGCUGGACCCGCACUACACGGACCUCGCCUACGUCAGGGACACCAAGCACUGGCCGCCCAGCCUCGUUGCAUCACUCCACGACUUCAUCACACUCUCCUAG
Messenger RNA from Miscanthus lutarioriparius, 702 nucleotides. Lineage: Eukaryota; Viridiplantae; Streptophyta; Magnoliopsida; Poales; Poaceae. The record is from the annotation of a GenBank genome assembly.